Molecule: messenger RNA, 638 nt
Organism: Elgaria multicarinata webbii
Lineage: Eukaryota; Metazoa; Chordata; Lepidosauria; Squamata; Anguidae
Gene: MGST3
Product: microsomal glutathione S-transferase 3
Exons: 6
Coding region: 106-537 (143 amino acids)
Cellular component (GO): membrane; nuclear envelope; endoplasmic reticulum
Molecular function (GO): glutathione transferase activity; glutathione peroxidase activity
Source: RefSeq, a predicted model, not a curated record
UGGCUUUGGCACCGGCGCUUCCUUAACCCGGGCGCUACUGCUAUCGCGGGGUUGUGCUUCCCUCGUUCGUGGCCGGGAUCGAGCUCGUGGUUGCAGCGUACCAAGAUGGUGGUUCUCUCUAAGGAAUACGGCUAUGUGGUUCUCACUGGUGCUGCCAGUUUUGUCUUGAUAACACACCUUGCCAUAAAUGUGGGGAAAGCACGCAAGAAAUACCAUGUGGAGUACCCAAACAUGUACAGUACAGACCCUGAACAUGGCCAGAUCUUUAACUGUAUCCAGAGAGCACAUCAGAACACGCUGGAAGUGUACCCCUCCUUCCUGUUCUUUCUUGGCAUAGGUGGGAUCUACCACCCACGUGUCACUACGGGACUGGGUGUAGCAUGGAUCAUUGGGAGACUGCUUUAUGCCUAUGGUUAUUAUACAGGGGAUCCCAAGAAGCGAAACCGAGGAGUCCUUGGUUCACUUUCUCUCCUUGGUUUGGCAGGGACCACUGCUUACUCAGCUUUUCAGCACCUUGGUUGGGUCUGCAGUGAUUAAACAGCUUCCCUUCUGUGGCUCUCUGAGAAGUCUUUAUUUUUUUCAAUACUGCAAUUUUUAUCUUUACUUUUAAAAAUAAAAUGAAUCAUUGCUUAUCUCCC